Acanthosepion pharaonis is the source of this 612-nucleotide messenger RNA. Lineage: Eukaryota; Metazoa; Mollusca; Cephalopoda; Sepiida; Sepiidae. The record is from the annotation of a GenBank genome assembly.
AUGACCUUUUCUUUCCUUACGUACUGCUCUUCACCUUUUCUUUCGAAUGAGUUUGAGUCACAGCAAAAAGACGUUUCCAAUUUCUUUUGUUAUUUAGCCACAGUUUUUCAUUUCUUAUUAGAAAGUUUUUUCGUCUUUUAUUCAUUAUUUUUCGUUUUUUUUCAUCGUCUUUCCUUCGUCCUUUCUUUAAUUUCAUUCCUAUUACCACUCUCCGCCGUUUUUAUAUUCUUACUUUCUUCGUAUUUUCCUUCCUUUUUUUUUUCGUUUAUUAAAAUUUUCAGUCUCCAUCUUCUUUUAUUGCCUUUCUUUUGUUUCUUUAUUUUAUUAAUAUUACUAACAUUCUCAAAUUUUUUAUUCUUAAUUACUUCAUCUUUUUUUCUUCUUCUCAUUUUUAUUUCUGAAUUUCUUCCUCUUUUCUUCUUCAUUUUUCCUUUUCUUUCAUGGUCUUUAUUCCUUUUUUUUUUGUUUCCUAUGGCCAAUCACUUGCAUAUACCGAAUUUCCAUGACUUUUAUCUUUUCUUUUCUUUCUUUCUUUCUUCCGUCAUCUUUUUUCUAUUACUAAUCUUCUCGAUUUUAUUAUUCGCAAUUUCUUCUUCGUCUAUUUUCAUUUAA